UGCAUGCAAAAACUGAAGCAUAAAUCCGAUACUUUCUCCCACCAUUUCACGCGGUCCCAUGUGUUUCAUAUAUAUAUAUAUAUAUAUAUAUAAAAGAUAACCUUUCAAGAUGAUUUGUGCUCAUAGCUCUGAACCAUUUUCUGAUUGGCUGACAAACCUGUUACUUUACUCAUCAUCAACCAGAUUCUCUGUUAAUUUUCACUUUCCUUUGUUGUUUUUAGGGAAAACCCACGAAAUUACUGGGUGGAGGGUAAUGGGGAUGCUGUUGAUGUUGUUCUUCUUUGUUCGUUCACUUUAUGGGCCAAUGUUGACGCUACUGUACCCCUUACAUGAAACAGUGAUGGCCAUAGAGAGCAAAACAAAAGUGGAUGAUGAGCAGUGGCUUGCUUAUUGGAUCUUAUACUCAUUACUUACUCUCCUCGAGAUGAUCCUCCAACCCGUUCUAGAGUUGAUACCAAUCUGGUACGAAGUGAAGCUAGUAUUUGUGGCAUGGCUAGUUCUACCUCAGACCAAAGGGGCAGCAUUCUUGUAUGAGAGAUUUGUGAGGGAGCAAAUUAAGAAAAAUGGAUGGUUUAGAGAUCGUGAGGACUAACUCCUAGAGUUCUUCAACCCCAAGAAGAAAGUUUGA
Messenger RNA from Corylus avellana, 628 nucleotides. Its product is annotated as HVA22-like protein e. Lineage: Eukaryota; Viridiplantae; Streptophyta; Magnoliopsida; Fagales; Betulaceae. The record is from RefSeq and is a predicted model, not a curated record.